GACAGCUGCAGUGAAACACGCGGAAGGUGAAAACAAAGCACACGGGAUGGCGUUAGCUCUUCUAUUGUUAGUCUGUUGUGUGAAGACGGGUUUGAGGUUUAGCUUAAUAUUUGAGUGUUUGAAGUAAAAAUAUUGCCUGUUCAUCCUCAGAGAGAGUUUAUCAACGAGCAGGUAACUCCUGCUGAAGAAACAUUCACAGAGUUGAAAGAAAUCAACGUUAAGAUCGAGGAAGAGAUGGAGGAUCAGCGCAGACUGAUGGAUUUCAGGCGGACACCGAUGAUCAUCUUACACCGGAUAGUUCUGUGUAAAGAGGAGGAGGUUCUCAAUGAGCCCAGCAACCAGGAGGAAAACUCCGCUUUAUGUCAAGCACCAGAACUUCUGCAGAUAAAACAGGAACAAGAAGAACCAGAACCUCUGCAGAUAAAACAGGAGCAAGAAGAACCAGAACCUCUGCAGAUAAAACAGGAGCAAGAAGAACCAGAACCUCUGCAGAUAAAACAGGAGCAAGAAGAACCAGAACCUCUGCAGAUAAAACAGGAGCAAGAAGAACCAGAACAUCAAGAGUUCAAAGAGGAAGAGAAGCAACUCUGCAUCAGUCAGGAUGAAGAGCAUGUUGUGCUGAAACAGGAGACUGAUGACAUUUUGGUGAUUUAUCUUAAUGUGGAAAGAAUCCAUAAUGAAACAGAACCACAGAGGAACCAACUAAUCUCUCAUGGCUCUGCUGAGAAUGAGAACCAGGAUCAGGAAGGAAGCAUUUCUGAAGACCCAGGAAAAAAGAGAGAUGAGGAGCAGAAACAAAAUGAGAAAUAUGAGAAAACAAAACGGCAGAAAAGUAAAACUGAGAGUUCAAAUCAAAAUAAGAUAGUUCAUCCAGACCAAAAAUUAUAUUCCUGUAAAAUUUGCAAUAAAACCUUUUCUAGAAACAGUUCUGUGACUCGACACAUGAGAAUUCACACAGGUGAAAAAAAGUUCACCUGUUCAAUGUGUGGAAAACAAUACUGUUCAAAGUACACUUUAAAGAAACACAUGAAAAUUCAUGUGGGUGAGGAGCCUUCCCAGUGUACGAUCUGUAAAAAAAUAUUUACUUGUAAAAAUGAUUUAACUGAUCACAUGCUGACUCACAUGGGUGAGAAGCCACAUUCAUGUGUGACCUGUGGAAAACAUUUUAGUUACAAAAGUUAUUUAAAUAUUCACAUGAGGAUUCACACAGGUGAGAAGCCUUUUUCGUGUCCAAGUUGUAGAAAAAGUUUCAGUCAAAAAGGAGCUUUAACUUGGCACAUGAGAAUUCACACAGGUGAGAAGCCUUUCUCUUGUGGCACCUGUGGAAAACGUUUCACCUUUAAAGAGACUUUAAAUGUUCAUAUGAGAAUUCACACAGGGGAGAAGCCUUUCUCUUGUGGAACCUGUGGAAAAAGUUUCACCUAUAAAUGCAGUUUCAAUGUUCAUAUGAGAAUUCACACAUGUGAGAAGCCUUUCUCUUGUGGAACUUGUGGAAAAAGAUUCACACACAAAGGACAUUUAACUCAUCACUUUAGAAUUCACACAGGUGAGAAGCCAUUCUCUUGUGGGACGUGUGGAAAGAGUUACAGUGAAAGGAAGACUUUAACUCAGCAUAUGAGAAUUCACACAGGUGAGAAGCCUUUUUCUUGUGGAACGUGUGGAAAGAGUUACAGUGAAAGGAAGACUUUAACUCAGCAUAUGAGAAUUCACACAGGUGAGAAGCCAUUCUCUUGUGGGACCUGUGGAAAACAUUUUACCUUUAAAGAUUCUUUAAAUGUUCAUGUGAGAAAUCACACAGGUGAGAAGCCUUUUUCUUGUGGGACGUGUGGAAAGAGUUACAGUGAAAGAACAACUUUAUCUCGGCAUAUGAGAAUUUACAUGUGAGAAGCCUUUCUGAUGUGAAACCCAUAAAAGAAGCUACAGAUUCAAAUAUGAUUUAAAUCAUCAUCUUUUGAUUCAGACUGGGAGAAACAUUUCUCAUGUACAAGUUUUGAUAAAAGUUUUUUUCCAUAAAAGGCAAAUAACUUAUGACACGAGGGCUCACACAGGUAGAAGAAUUGGAUAAUGUGAACCUCGAAUAUCAAGUAGUUUUAUCUUUCCAUUAAACUUUUUUUCAUUUUAUUUUAGGUGACCUAUCAAUCUGCUAGUGUCUUUUUAGUAAUGUAUUGUGUAUUUUUACAACUUAUAUUUGUAGUGUGUUAAAGGAACAAUGCAUUGGAACAUUUUUAGUUUUAGACUUAAAUUUUUGUAGUCCUUGUGUUGGAAGAAUUGUAUUAUCAUUUAUUUGCUUUACCUUUAUUUUACAUCAUUAUCAUUUAUUUGCUUUACCUUUAUUUUAUGUUAUCAUCCAUUUAUUUACCUUUGUAUUUUCAUUUUAAUGAUGUGCUUUGAGUAUUUUGAAGUGCUUUAAGUAUUUUGAAGUGUUUGCAGAAACUCUGGAAGCGGCCUGCCGAGUACUGAAGAAGGAGGAUACCAUGAACGAGACAUUUCGGAAUUGAUUGCCCAGAGGAACUGCAAAUCUAUAGUCUUAUGUUAUGAAAUACGCUUUUGAAGAUAGUAUAAAUGAGUUGUAUUCAUGUGAGUGUGCAGCUGCUUAUGCUCCCUUUCCUUCAGAGCUGCCCACUGUCUGUAACUAGGGUGUUCCCAAUUCUAAUAAAAGCAGGGUAAGACUCUGUUGGAGCUUCAGAGCAUAGGCCAAAAUCUGUAACUGGGUUUCAACUGUGUUCUCCCUGCAGGUAA
Gambusia affinis (western mosquitofish) is the source of this 2739-nucleotide messenger RNA. Its product is annotated as gastrula zinc finger protein XlCGF57.1-like. Gene Ontology annotation, molecular function: RNA polymerase II cis-regulatory region sequence-specific DNA binding; DNA-binding transcription factor activity, RNA polymerase II-specific. The record is from RefSeq and is a predicted model, not a curated record. The transcript has 3 exons. Gene Ontology annotation, cellular component: nucleus. Gene Ontology annotation, biological process: regulation of transcription by RNA polymerase II. Bases 235 to 1884 code for a protein of 549 amino acids. NCBI's taxonomy places the organism in Eukaryota, Metazoa, Chordata, Actinopteri, Cyprinodontiformes, Poeciliidae.